GACAAUGUCUCACCACUGCCACGACGAGCACGACCACCACGGCCACAGCCACCACGACGGCGAGCUGCACGACCACUCAGACGACAUCACGCCGGCGCUGCAGUCGUCGCUGUACGAGCAGAUCAACUUUGACGAGAUCACGACGCUCAACGAGGCGCGCCGGGACGCGGGCAAGGACGUCGUGCGCAAGACGUGGGCGGAGAGGCUGAGUCCGGAGCCGGAGCUGGCGAGCGAUGCCGACGAGCAGCUUCUCAUGACGGUGCCAUUCACGGCCCAAGUCAAGCUGCACUCCAUCCUCAUCCGCACAUCCCCCUCCCCCUCGGCGCCCAAGACGCUGCACCUCUUCGUCAACCGCGACAACAUGGACUUUUCCGCCGCCGAGGAGGAGGAACCCCUGCAGGUCAUUGAGCUCUCGCAGACGUCCGAGGUGCAGGAGAUCCCCGUCAAGCGCGCCCUCUUUGGCAGCGUGCAGCGCCUGGUGCUCUUCUUCGUGGACAACUUCGGCGACGGCGACGAGGACGUGUCGAGGAUCAGCUAUCUGGGCUUCAAGGGGGAGUGGACGAGGCUGGGCAAGGCGCCGACCAACAUCAUCUACGAGGCGGCGGCGCAGCCGGGGGAUCACAGGGUCAAGGGGACGAGUAACUGCCUGAUACCCGAUGCCGACGUCAAAUACAUAAAAUCCAAUUCACACACAAACGCACACACACGCACACACCCGGCCCCCGCAAUGCCUCCCAGGAUACCCAUCCGACUGGCGCUGCCACGCCUCGCCGCCGUCAACCGCCCAGCUCUCCUCCUCCCACACAUCCCCCAGCGAGGCAUCAAGUACGGCUGGUCGACGGCGCCGCCGCGGUCCAAGCACAAGCGCUUCAACCAGCCCAACGCGGGCCUGCCGGCGCUGACGACGGGCCCCGCGGCCGCGCUCAAGCGCCGCGAGAACACGACGCCGCUGCGGACGGGUGUGCUGGCCGUCAAGAAGGGCAUGACGAGCAUCUUCCAGGGCAAGACGCGGGUGGCCUGCACGGUGCUGCAGCUGGACCAGGUGCAGGUGGUGGCCAACAAGACGCGCGAGAAGCACGGCUACUGGGCGGUGCAGGUCGGGCUGGGCGCCCGGCACGGCCGCAACGUGACGAGCCCGAUGCUGGGCUACUACGAGGCCAAGGGCAUCGCGCCCAAGGCCGAGCUGGCCGAGUUCAAGGUGCGCGGCGAGGAGGGGCUGCUGCCCGUGGGCGCGCAGCUGCUGCCGGACUGGUUCCAGCUGGGCCAGCACGUCGACGUGCGCGCGCGCUCGAGGGGCAUGGGCUUCGCGGGAGGCAUGAAGCGCCACGGCUUCGCGGGCCAGGAGGCGUCGCACGGAAACUCAAAGAACCACCGGACGAUCGGUUCGACGGGUCCCUCGCAGGGCAGCGGAAGCCGCGUCCUGCCCGGCAAGAAGAUGCCCGGGCGCAUGGGCAACGAGUUCCGGACGGUGCAGAACCUCAAGGUGCUCAAGGUGGACAACGAGCUGGGCGUCGUGCUCGUCAGUGGGCCGAUCCCCGGGCCCAAGGGCCGCAUCGUGCGGCUGCAGGACGCCAAGAAGAGGAAGGCUCCCGCGCUGCAGCACAGGGAGAAGGCGCGCGGCGAGCUGGAGCAGAGGCAGCCUGAUUUGCAGGACAGGCUGGAGCAGGCGAGGUUGAGGCAUCUGGACAUGCAGGCCCAGCGGAGGGCGCACAUGGCAGAGGUGUAA
Trichoderma citrinoviride is the source of this 1726-nucleotide messenger RNA. RefSeq names its product translation protein. Lineage: Eukaryota; Fungi; Ascomycota; Sordariomycetes; Hypocreales; Hypocreaceae. The record is from RefSeq and is a predicted model, not a curated record. The coding region runs from base 5 to 1726 and encodes 573 amino acids. Gene Ontology annotation, biological process: translation. The transcript has 3 exons. Gene Ontology annotation, cellular component: ribosome; mitochondrial large ribosomal subunit. Gene Ontology annotation, molecular function: structural constituent of ribosome.